AUGACGUCGGGAGAGGCCCUACACGUGAAGACCCCCGUCCGCGACAGCAUGGCCCUGUCCAAGGUGGCCGGCACCAGUGUCUACCUCAAGAUGGACAGCUCCCAGCCGUCCGGCUCCUUCAAGAUCCGGGGCAUCGGGCACCUCUGCAAGACGUGGGCCGAGCGAGGCUGUGAACAUUUUGUCUGCUCCUCCGCGGGCAAUGCCGGCAUGGCGGCCGCAUAUGCAGCCAGGAAACUGGGUGUCCCUGCCACCAUUGUGGUGCCCAACACCACACCUGCCCUCACCAUCGAGCGGCUCAAGAAUGAAGGCGCCACGGUCAAAGUGGUGGGCGAGAUGCUGGAUGAGGCCUUUGAGCUGGCCAAGGCCCUGGCGAAAAACAACCCAGGCUGGGUCUACAUUCCGCCCUUCGACGACCCCCUCAUCUGGGAAGGCCACACCUCCAUCGUGAAGGAGCUGAAAGAGACCCUGAGCACAAAGCCGGGGGCCAUCGCGCUCUCGGUGGGCGGCGGGGGCCUGCUGUGUGGAGUGGUCCAGGGGCUGCGCGAGGUGGGCUGGGGGGACGUGCCCGUCAUCGCCAUGGAGACCUGGGGCGCCCACAGCUUCCACGCCGCCACCACUGCGGGCAGGCUCGUCUCCCUGCCCGAGAUCACCAGGUGAGCAACUGCCGUGCCCUCCUCGGGAAUCCAGCAGGACGGGGGAGGCCCCUCAGCCGGCUUGGGAUGCAUGCUGAUGCAGCCCCAUUUUACAGGUGAGGGAACUGAGGCUUUGGUCGCUUACCCAGAGUCACACGGCCAGGGAGUGGUGUGGCUGGGACUCGAGCCCACAUCUGGGUGCC
Messenger RNA from Carlito syrichta (Philippine tarsier), 835 nucleotides. RefSeq names its product L-serine dehydratase/L-threonine deaminase. Bases 1 to 657 code for a protein of 218 amino acids. The transcript is spliced from 5 exons. Gene Ontology annotation, molecular function: threonine deaminase activity; L-serine ammonia-lyase activity; pyridoxal phosphate binding. Gene Ontology annotation, biological process: L-threonine catabolic process; L-serine catabolic process. The record is from RefSeq and is a predicted model, not a curated record. Lineage: Eukaryota; Metazoa; Chordata; Mammalia; Primates; Tarsiidae.